GACAACAUGAUCGCUGUUGGGUUGGCUUUUCUGAUUUUGUGCAUACAGAAUGCAGACUGCACCUCAGAUAAGCCUGCACAGGAAGGAACCACUUGGAAUUAUGACUAUACCAAAUACCACCCAAUGUCAGAGAUCUCUGAUUGGAUGGAACGUGUGGUGUCAGAGAACCCAGAGCUGGUGUCCUCCUCUGUGUACGGAGAGACCUUUGAGGGCAGGAACAUCACAUACCUCAAGAUUGGCCUAGGCUCUGAGGGAGAGAAGAAGAAAGCCAUCUGGAUGGACUGUGGGAUUCACGCCAGAGAGUGGAUCGCUCCUGCCUUCUGCCAGUGGUUUGUUAAAGAGAUCUUACGACGCUACCAGACAGAUGAGAAACUGAAUGAGAUGCUAAAGAACAUGGACUUCUACGUGACUCCCGUUUUGAACAUUGAUGGCUACAUGUUCAGCUGGGUUAAUGAGAGUACUCGACUGUGGAGGAAGUCCAGGUCAACUCCCCCAGAUGGCUGUUCCUGCCCUGGCGUGGAUCUCAACAGGAACUUCAAUGCAAACUGGGGCACUGUGGGCGUGUCCAAAGACUGCUGCAGCAACACGUACUGUGGUUCUGGUCCGGUGUCGGAGAAGGAGGCGGAGGCCGUGACCCAGUUCGUGGGCAGCAGGGUGGAGCAGAUCCUCUGCUUCCUCACCAUCCACUCCGCAGGGCAGCUGCUGCUGAUGCCUUAUGGACACCCACAAAUCUCAGCACCCAACUCUGACGAGCUGAGGGCUGUGGGCCAGGCUGCUGCUGAAGCUAUGAAGGCCGUCCAUGGGAAGGGCUACCGAGUGGGGACCUCUCCUGAGAUACUCUAUGCUAACUCAGGUUCCUCGCGCGACUGGGCUCGCCUGAUAGGGAUCCCCUUCUCCUACACCUUUGAGCUGAGGGACACGGGCGAGUUUGGCCACCUCCUCCCCGAGAACCAGAUCCAGCCGGCCUGUGAGGAGGCCUUCGAGGGAGCCCGCACCAUCAUCACCUACGUCCACGACAAGGCCUUCCACAACCGCACUGAGAUUGGAGCCGUCGGUGCCACGAGAGCCUUCUGGGCCACCGUACUGGCAUCCUGCCUGGUCAACAUGUACCUGUUAUGAGGGAAACAAAAAAUUAUGGGGGCAGCCUGGGCACAGAUGAGGAGAAAGCGUUCUGUAUAUUAUGCAGAUAGCUGGACUGAAUGCUGUUCGACUGAUCACUGUCUCUUGUGUUUUGGUUGUUCUGUCUCUCUCCAGUUAUACAUCAGAUCAGUAUGAGCAAAU
Molecule: messenger RNA, 1281 nt
Organism: Sardina pilchardus (European sardine)
Lineage: Eukaryota; Metazoa; Chordata; Actinopteri; Clupeiformes; Clupeidae
Product: carboxypeptidase O-like
Exons: 9
Coding region: 7-1119 (370 amino acids)
Biological process (GO): proteolysis
Molecular function (GO): zinc ion binding; metallocarboxypeptidase activity
Source: RefSeq, a predicted model, not a curated record